AUGGGCUGCAAGCGCAAGCACUCGUCCGACGACUCGUCGCUCUCCAUUUCCAGCUUCGGCGCUGUUUCCCCAAAGACCCUGGAUGCCUCGAUGGAUUUGGAUGCCUACCCGCGAUCUAAUGGCUGGGACUUCAUGAGUGCGGGUCGAGUCAAGAACAGCGACUGGGGCAACCGAACAUGCAAAAGGGUGCGCGACAACCGACCAGACGAGCGCGCAAUACACGAAAACACUCUAAAUAAACUCUUUUCUGCGCAGCGCAACCAUCGCGAUAUCACAGCCCCAACAUCCCACUCCUUAUCAAGUCAGCAGUCUACCUUGGCAAUCUCAAAACCGCAAAAGUCGACAUUACACUCCUUCUGGAAAGAACUGCCUGCACCACCUGUCCAACCCAUUUUCUCGAUGCCUGUGCAACUUGCUCAGAGUUCCUCACCGCUGGCUCGGUGUGACGACUGCGAUACACCACUGCAAAGCGAAUACGAUAGUAUGGAUAUCGACAUGGAUGCAGACCUAGAAGGAUCUGUUGAGGGUAGUUCGUUUGCGUGCAAUGAUUGUGGGAGAAAUGUUUGUGGUACAUGUGCAGUUGUCUCAGCCACAAGACAUUGCCUACAGUGCGCCACCACGGGAAACCAUUUACGGCCGUAA
Molecule: messenger RNA, 642 nt
Organism: Bipolaris zeicola 26-R-13
Lineage: Eukaryota; Fungi; Ascomycota; Dothideomycetes; Pleosporales; Pleosporaceae
Exons: 2
Coding region: 1-642 (213 amino acids)
Source: RefSeq, a predicted model, not a curated record